Molecule: messenger RNA, 1613 nt
Organism: Linum trigynum
Lineage: Eukaryota; Viridiplantae; Streptophyta; Magnoliopsida; Malpighiales; Linaceae
Source: the annotation of a GenBank genome assembly
CAGUGCAUUCAUUCAUCACCCCUUGACAUCUUUUGUGUAUAUCUUAUUCUGUCCUUUCUCCCUUAUCUUUCCCUCUCUUUCUCGGAUCACAAAAUGGCAACGGAAAGUGCAACAAUGGCGUCGUCGUCUUCCAUUCCCAACAACGACCUCUUCAACUACAUUGUCAUCUACGACACCAUCUCCGCCGCUCCUUGCACCACCGCCGCCGCCGCCCCACAAUACGACUACUCCUUCUUCUGUCCUCCUCCACAGCCACCUCCAACAGCACAACCAUCACCUCCGCCGCCUGCAAAACCAGCACGUGGCUGCGGCGGCGGGAGGACAAGUAGUGGCGGCGGAAGCAAGAAGAGGAGGAGGAAGGCGAGGGUUUGCAAGAACAAAGAGGAAGCCGAGACGCAGAGGAUGACCCACAUCGCCGUCGAGAGGAACCGCCGGAAGCUGAUGAACGAACACCUCGCGCUCCUCCGAUCCCUCAUGCCUCCUUCCUACGUCCAAAGGGGAGACCAAGCAUCCAUUGUGGCCGGAGCAAUCGAGUUCGUGAAAGAGCUGGAACACUCCCUCAACACCCUCCAAGCUCAAAAACUCCAACUCACGACCACAACAACAACAACGGAAAUCGCCACUCCAUUCGCCGACUUCUUCAACCACGGUAGUAGUACUGUUCACAACGAGAAUCUCCAGUCCCAUCACGGCCACAUGAUGAACAGGGCAACAAUCAGCUGUGCCUCUUCAUCGUCUAGCUACAAUGAGGAAACGAUGAACAGUAACAGCAGUACGAGUAGUAGUUACAACAGCAAUGGGAAUAUAGCUGACGUGGAGGUGACGCUGGUGGAGAGCCACGCGAACCUGCGGAUCCUGUGGAGGAAGGAGAUGAAGGCGCCAUUGCAGCUGUCGAAGCUGGUGUGUGGGUUUCACGCGCUGGGGCUGGCGGUGCUUCACUUCAGCCUGGCUACUGUUCACCCUUUUGCACUCUACUCCGUCAGUGCCAAGGUUGAAGAAGGAUGCCAGGUAAGCUCUGUAGAAGACAUAGCUGCAGCAGUCCAUCACAUGCUUACACUAAUAAUCGACCAAGAAGCUGAAACCCACCAGCAGCUUCCUUACACUAAUUCCCUUCUUCCCUUAAUCACCUUAUAAUUAGAUCACAUAGAACCUCUCUCUCUCUCUAGAUAUGCACUUUGUUCAUUCCUUCUGGAAUCUUUUCUGUGAGUCAUUUUGUAGUGUCACUAUCUGUGUUUUGUUCUGUACAUAUUUUUGGUUCCUGUAAGACUGUAGCAAAAGAGUUAGAUCCUCUAUCCAACAUGCAUUUCCACCUCUUCUUUCGAGUGGAUCUGUCGCACGUUAUGGUAUAUUUUGGGCCGCCGUGACAUUGGGCCGACUCGUUGGGUAGGAAGCUAGCAAAUUGGAUCCCAAAUAUUAAUUCUUCUUUUUUUGGAAUGGGUUGGGCCAGGUUUAGAAUGGGCCUCGUAACCACCGGGUAUGAAAAUUAUAUAACCAUAUCCUACCCACCGGGUAACCACGAGUAUUCGGGUAACCAUGGGUACGAAUGCUAAACUAUGAACUUAUACACAUAUAUGCACACGCAUAUUGUUGUCCACUAAAAAUUCUCAAUACUU